Messenger RNA from Numida meleagris (helmeted guineafowl), 959 nucleotides. It is a transcript of the gene CGREF1, whose product is annotated as cell growth regulator with EF-hand domain 1. Bases 44 to 814 code for a protein of 256 amino acids. The record is from RefSeq and is a predicted model, not a curated record. Lineage: Eukaryota; Metazoa; Chordata; Aves; Galliformes; Numididae. The transcript is spliced from 5 exons. Gene Ontology annotation, molecular function: calcium ion binding.
GCGCGCGUGGCAGCUCCGCUCGUGGGUCCGCGCCGACUGCGGGAUGAGAACCCCGCGGGCGGCCCCACCGCCGCUGCUGCUGCUGCUGCUGCUGCUCGGCCCCGCGGCGCGGGCGGCUCCCAGGGAUGGGGCGAUGCGAUCCGAGCCCCUCGCGGCCGCGGGGACGGAUCCCGGCCCCGACCCGCUGAGCCCGGAGCCCCUCGCUCUGCAGUUGCUGCGCAGCGCUGUGCGGAGUUUGGGACCACCGCAGCGGGACGCGGACGAGAUGACGCGGGAGCAGGCUCUGCUCUUCCUCUUCGCGUUGCACGACCACGACCGGAGCGGGCAGCUGGACGGGCUGGAGCUGCUGCAGCUGUUGGGGGCGGUGCUGACCCAGGGGGGCGCGGGGCGGCCCAGCCCCGAGGCGGUGGCCGCGCUGGUGGACGGCGCUCUGGAGCAGCGAGACCGCGGCGGAGACGGGCUGCUGGACCCCUCCGAGCUGCUGCUGCCCGCCCCGGCACGGGGACCCGCGCGGGGGGGCGGCCCUGACCUCGAGGGGACGGAGGGGGGACACAUUAGGGAAGAGGAGAGGAUGCCCACGGUGGGGGAGGAGACGCCGGGGGGGGACGCGGGGGCGAGUAGCCCCCCAGAGGGGCAGGGCCUGCAGGGGGAUGGCGGCAUCCAGGCAGAGGGGCAGGGAAUCCCAGGGGCCGGAGCCCCUCUGGAGGAGGAGGCGGCGGUGGAAUUGGAGGCGGCCAUCGAGGACAGAGACCCCCUCGUUGACCGCCCCGAGACGCCGGCAGCCCCGGCCUGGGAGGAUCCCGGGGAGAUGUAGGCUUGGGGGGGGGGGGCUGCGGGCGGUUCCCUGCCCCAUGGCUGUGGGGGCCUCCCCCGCUGCAACGGGCCCGGGGGGAAAGGUUCGGGACACGCGAGUUCGCGCUGUAACGUGGGUCGAGGAAUACAGCCGCUGCCGCCCACAA